Molecule: messenger RNA, 777 nt
Organism: Penicillium concentricum
Lineage: Eukaryota; Fungi; Ascomycota; Eurotiomycetes; Eurotiales; Aspergillaceae
Exons: 4
Coding region: 1-777 (258 amino acids)
Source: RefSeq, a predicted model, not a curated record
AUGUUGGGCAGUCAUUCAAAAUUAAGUAUCGCGCAGAUCGUGUUCUAUAUACCGGUAACGGCCAUUGCACUUUACCUCGCAUGCUAUCGACACAAGCGACCUCGCAUGGCAUGGAUCAUCCUAACUUUCUUCUCCCUCGUUCGGAUCACUGCGGGUAUCUUGGUGAUUAUCGCACAAAAUUCUUCCAGUACUGGCGUGAUGAUAGCUUCAGUCAUCUUCCUCAAUGCUGGCAUGUUUCCCUUAAUCGCAGCAACUUUGGGCUUUAUUCGAAUCAUAGUGGCCCUUGAAAGAGAGAUGAGCCGACAAAUUCGGCAAUGUUUAGUCGUAUCCCGAAUCCUUUUCAUCGUCGGGAUUGGACUUACCGUUGCAGGUGGGGCUCUGGAAGGGAGCGACACCAACAGUGAUGUACUCAUCGGUAUCAAACUUGUCAAAUCCGGAUACAUCAUCGUGGUAGUCUUUGUCGGGUGUUUACUGGCCAUGCAAGUAUACUUCUGGACAAACCGCUCAAGUCUCUCGGUUACAAGCAGAACGAUCCUCAACGCCACGGCUCUGGCUACACCAUUCAUAGCCGUUCGUAUCGUAUACCUCUUUUUGUCUGUAUUCGAGCCAACCGACCUGAGGUGGAAUGAUCUGAGUGGUCCAGUUACCCCAUUCUUGACCAUGGGGCUGUUGAUGGAAUAUUCUGUUGUUUCGAUCUAUCUUAUUACGGGUUUCAUGAUUCCUAGUUGGAGGAAUAUCCAAAAGCCAGAGAUCCUCUUGAGUGAAGCUACAAGAUGA